Molecule: messenger RNA, 5228 nt
Organism: Tigriopus californicus
Lineage: Eukaryota; Metazoa; Arthropoda; Copepoda; Harpacticoida; Harpacticidae
Product: glycogen debranching enzyme-like
Exons: 7
Coding region: 518-5032 (1504 amino acids)
Biological process (GO): glycogen biosynthetic process; glycogen catabolic process
Molecular function (GO): 4-alpha-glucanotransferase activity; amylo-alpha-1,6-glucosidase activity
Source: RefSeq, a predicted model, not a curated record
CUUUCGGUACGGUACAAGCAUGAACAUUGUUGGCUCAACGAAUGGAACUCGUCCUAAAAUGGGCGGUUCUGUGCAGUCAGUGUUGGCCUGCUUUCUUGCCUUUCAAUCUGCAUGGAUGCAGGCAGUCAAAAGACAUAAGACGUGAGAGCUCCCUUGCUUAGAUUCUGUUCCUAGGGGGGAAUUUGCCCUUCACAGGGUCGGCGAAGAGUGUACUUCGUAUAACUGACUAAGACUGAGUGAUCCAUCACAUUGGGACAACAACGAGAGGGCAUCUUUGGAGUCACCUUGCACACCAACCCAGGAACUAAGAUCUUAAAAAGGUUCGACACGAAGCCAGGGUUUGUCAUUAUCUUUGAAACCUGAAAAGUUCCUCAUCAAAAGCAAACUUACACGCAUGUAUCUCGAGAAGAAUCUCACGAUAAAACUACAUUGAAGUGGUCAAGUUCUUUCUUGGCCGAAAUCGAACCGAUCGAAUCUAACAAUCUGAGUGGGGCGCUGAUUCUCCGGCACAAGCAUCAUGGAUGCCAAGGAUGUGAGUGGUGAGUUGCGGGUCUUAUCGCUUCACGCUCAUGAAGACGGAACGUCCCACCUCUAUCGACUGCAACAAGGCGUCACUUUGGAAUUUCGAUUGGGUCCCUCCCUCUUGGGGUGUGACAUUGAUCUCUUCACCAACUACCCCUUGGAUGGAGGCUCAUAUGACCGGGAGAAUUUUCGUCCUUUGACUUGGGCCUAUGAAGGAUCCAACACAAAAGAUGAUACGGCGGCUUAUGUUCGAAUCGAUAUUCAAGCCAGCGGAUCCUACAAAUAUUACUUUACCUGCUCGAGCGAGGAUGUGGGUGGUCAAGGUUUCUUCCUGGUGGACCCCAUUCUGAAAGCGGGUCCCAAUGACGAAGUGCUCAACAUUGAUUGCCUCCAGUGCCAAACCGUGUUGGCCAAAAACCUGGGCCAUAUCAAAACGUGGGAAUCGAAAUUGGAAGUGGCUAAGGCCAGUGGUUUUAAUGUUAUCCAUUUCACUCCAGUGCAGACCUUGGGAGGGUCAAACUCUGGGUAUUCUUUGGAGGAUCAACAUGGCUUGAAUGUGACUUUUGAAGCCAAUUGGUCCGAUGUCGAAAACGUGGUGAGCAAGAUGCGAAAGGAGUGGGGGAUCUUGAGCAUUUGCGACAUUGUCUUAAACCAUACUGCCAAUGAGACCAAGUGGAUUUAUGAGAAAAGCGAGGCAAGCUACAACUGUUUGAACUCUCCUCAUCUGAGACCGGCAUUUCUCUUCGAUCGAGUCCUCUAUCAUCUUAGUAAAGAUAUCGAAUCCGGCCUCUGGACGUCAAAAGGCAUCCCCAAAGCCGAGGUGUCAACUCAAGCACAUCUCGAUUCCGCCAGGGCUCUGAUUUAUGACGAAUAUUUUCCCAAAGUAAAGAUUUACGAGUUCUUCAUGUUAGAUGUGGCCACCGUACUGGACGAGUUCGAAAAAAAGAUUUUGAACUCGGACCCUCCAUCGGAUCAAGCCAACCACGGGCAUAGCUUGGAAGAUAUUGUCCUUAUCCAAGAUCCAGAGUUUCGCAGACUCAAGUGCUCGAUUGACCUGGACCUGGCUUUGAAGAUUUUUAACGUGAAACACAACCACUGCCACACGGAAGAGGAUCGCAUCUUGCACUGUUGCUCGGAAUUAAAAAAAAGACUGGACGAACUUAACCAUGAGGCGUACAACAAGGCCUGGGAGCAUCUGAACUCGGGAGUUGACAAUGUGUUCAAGGGGGCUCAUUAUCACCGGGUAGCUCAAGACGGACCGAAAGAAAUUGACUGCGGUGCGAGAAAUCCUCUCGUUUGCCAAUACUUCACCGCCGGAGAAGAAACUCUGGAGGAGGAGGAAACCAUGAUGUACGAUAAUCGUGGAGCCAAAUUCAUGGCUCACAAUGGCUGGGUCAUGGGCCAUGACCCGUUGAUCAAUUUUGCCCUCCCUGGAUCGCUUGUCUAUUUAAGACGAGAAUUGGUUGCCUGGGGCGACUCGGUAAAAUUGCGAUUCGGGGAAAAACCCGAAGAUUGCCCGUGGUUGUGGAACUACAUGCGAGAAUACACCGAACAAACAGCGCGUGUAUUUGAUGGCAUUCGCUUGGAUAAUUGCCACAGUACACCUAUUCAUGUGGCAGAAUACAUGUUAGAUGCAGCUCGCAGAGUUCGACCCAACCUUUAUGUCAUUGCCGAAUUAUUCACAAGCUCAGAGGGCAAAGACAACCUCUUUAUCAAUCGUUUGGGAAUCAACUCCCUGAUCCGUGAGGCACUCUCGGCCUGGAAUUCGCACGAGCAAGGUCGUCUCGUUCAUCGCUUUGGUGGUGAGCCCGUGGGCGCGUUUCUGCAGCCCGGACAACGGCCCUUGGUUCCCAGUAUGGCGCACGCAAUCUUUUUCGACAUGACCCAUGACAAUCCUAGUCCAGUUGAGAAACGAUCAAUCUAUGAUCUUAUUCCCAAUUCGGCUUUAGUGAACAUGGCUUGUUGUGCCAGUGGAUCGAAUCGCGGUUACGACGAAUUGGUGCCCCAUCAUAUUCAUGUGGUGUCAGAAUCCCGCACCUAUCAAAAACUCGAAGAAAUCGAUAUCGAAAAAACCAUCAUUCCUGUUAAGAAGGCUCUAAACGAUCUUCAUAAAUAUUUGGGUGUCAAAGGAUUCAAAGAGGUCUAUGUGGAUCAAAUGGACGAGGAUAUUGUAGCCAUCACUCGACACAAUCCACAAACUCAUGAAUCCAUAGUUCUCGUGGCUCACACGGCGUUUUCUAGUGGAGUGGAUCCCAAUCAUGUCCGAAUUAUCAAGCCGGUCACAGUUGAAGGCCAGCUCAUGGAGGUUGUUUUGGAGGCCAAGCUCAUGCAAGCUCAUGAUGCUAAAUUUGAAAAGGAUCCUCAAGUAAUCAACGGAGUUUCAAACUUCCAACCAGAUCUCCGACAGAACAUCUCCAUUGACCAAUCCCAUUAUUGCCGUCUAGGUCACUCGAGCAACCCUUUGGCUACAUCAAUUGACCUUCAUCAUUUCACACCUGGAUCAGUGGUCGCUUUCCGGUUCCAGCCUCAUAAUGAGCAAUUGGAGGCUUCAAAGAAGGUGCAAGUUCAGUUGGGAACAAUUUUGGAUGAUAAUUCAGAGUUUUCCAAGAUUGUUGAAGAACUCUCUCUCCUCGAUCUGAAUUACGUGCUAUAUCGAUGUGUUCAAGAGGAGAGCGAGGAUGGAGGUGGAACGUACCAUCUCGACGGGUAUGGAUCAUUGAAAUAUGCAGGCCUACAAGGCGUGAUGUCCAUCUUGAGCGAGAUCCGACACCAAAAUGACCUCGGGAAUUGGUUACCAGGGAACUUGAGAAACGGCAACUGGUUAAUGGAUUACAUCAGCGGCCGUUUGAUCAAGAUGGAAUCGACCAACCGCCUUGGCAAGUGGUUUAGCGAUGUCUUCGGGGACAUGCGCAAGAUUCAGCGGUAUCUCAUACCUCGAUACUUCGAUGCAGUGGUUUCUACUGCCUACAUUAUCCUUCUACGACGAGCCUGGUCACAGAUGUCCUCGUUCGUAACUAACGGCUCCAAUUUCCUUCGAGCCCUGGCCCUUGGAUCUGUUUCGCAUACCGCGGUUGUCAAAUCGGCUCCUCUUCCCGCUCUUUCUCCCAAUCUCGCAGAUCCGAAGCCCUUCGUUGUGGGGGAUUUAGCCAUGGCACCCACCAUGGCAGCGGGUCUUCCUCAUUUCUCCACCGGCUACAUGCGAAGUUGGGGCAGAGACACGUUCAUCGCUCUCAGGGGAUUCCUGAUUCUCACUGGGAGGUACCAAGAAGCCAGAUACAUCAUUCUCGGUUAUGGAGCUUGUCUGAGACAUGGACUGAUUCCAAAUCUGCUGGAUGGUGGUAAGAACGCCCGAUUCAAUUGCCGAGACGCGGUCUGGUGGUGGUUGUAUUGCAUCAUUUCCUACGUCAAUGAGGCUCCCGAGGGUCACCAAAUCCUCAAGGACAAAGUGUCUCGUUUGUUUCCCACGGACGAGGCAGAGUUGUCGCCGCCAGGAGCCUACGAGCAGAACCUGGAAGAAGUAAUUCACGAGGCACUUUUGCGCCAUUUCCAAGGGCUGAAAUUCAAAGAACGGAAUGCCGGUACAAGGAUCGAUGAGCACAUGUUGGACAUGGGAUUUAACAACGAAAUUGGCGUAGACUUAAGCACAGGAUUUGUGUUUGGAGGUAAUGUUCACAACUGUGGAACCUGGAUGGACAAAAUGGGAUCUAGUACUAAAGCCGGAAUCAAGGGAAAACCGGCCACCCCUCGGGAUGGGAGCGCUGUAGAAAUUGUGGGACUCUGUUAUGCAUCCUUGGUGGGAUUAGCCAAAUUGAAUGAGCAAGGUCGGUAUCCUUUUCAUAACGUGGAAAAGCAAAAUCACGAUGGUUCGAAGAUUACUAUGACUUUGGCGGAGUGGGCCCAAAAAAUCCAAGACAACUUUGAGACGUUCUAUCACGUACAUCGGGAUGAUCCCAAUGAUAAACAUCCGGAAAUGGUGAACAAAACUGAUAUCUACAAGGACACUCUGAAUAGUGGUUUGCCUUGGACGGAUUAUCAGUUACGUUGCAAUUUCUCCAUAACUAUGGCGGUGGCACCUGAGCUUUUCAAUCCCGAGCGGGCUUGGCAGGCACUUCUGGUGGUGAAAAGCAAGCUACUUGGACCUCUCGGAAUCAAAACCUUGGAUCCAGAUGAUUGGUGCUACCGUGGAGAUUACGACAACUCGGAUGACUCGAGCGAUUGUACUGUGGCUCAUGGUUUCAAUUAUCAUCAAGGACCAGAGUGGGUUUGGCCAGUGGGUUUCUUUCUCCGGGCGUAUCUCAUUUUCGCCAAGAAGGUUCACAAAUUGGACGAGGGACGGAAUUUUGUAAUGAGCGUUUUGUCGGCUCAUUACAUCGAGGUUCAAAAUUCGCAUUGGCGAGGCAUCCCAGAGCUUACCAAUCAUGACGGAAGUUUUUGUCCCGGAAGUAAUCCCAUUCAGGCUUGGAGUAUGUCAUGUCUUUUGGAAGUGUUGUAUGACUUGGAAAAGUUAUAAACACGACCUCCUUGUUAGACAUUGCGUGCUCUUGAAUAGUUCACUUUAUUUCUUAACACUGAUUGAAUAUGUCUGAAAAUUCUUGAGUUCAAUUAAACAGAGAAGCAAUCUAACCGAUCAGAGUAUUGCUCAUCAAGUUUUACUUUUACAUACUAUUGCGCCAUCUUCUUCGAAAAUAUAUACUUUUUAAAGUUGA